AUGCAGGGGAACAGUGCCACAGGCCCAGGUUCUUUUCAAGUCCAGGUGGAAUGGCUAAAGAAUGAGGAACCCAUAGAUUCCAACACGGAUGAGAACAUUGACACCAGAGCAGACCACAACCUCAUCAUUCGACAGGCGCGUCUGUCUGACUCUGGGAACUACACCUGCAUGGCUGCCAACAUUGUUGCCAGGAGGAGGAGCAUGUCUGCGACAGUUGUGGUGUAUGUUAACGGAGGCUGGUCAUCAUGGACUGAGUGGUCGAACUGCAACGCACGGUGUGGUCGGGGCUGGCAGAAGCGAUCACGGACCUGUACCAACCCUGCGCCACUCAACGGAGGUGCAUUUUGUGAAGGAAUGUCAGUGCAGAAGAUUACCUGCACUUCUCUUUGCCCUGUGGAUGGAAACUGGGAGGUGUGGAGCGAGUGGUCUGUCUGCAGUCCAGAAUGUGAGCAUUUGAGAGUUCGGGAGUGUGUUGCGCCACCUCCAAGAAACGGAGGAAAGUACUGUGAGGGCUUGAGUCAAGAGUCGGAGAACUGCACUGAAGGGCUUUGCAUUCAAGAUAAAAAACCUCUUCAUGAAAUAAAAUCCCAAAAUAUCGAGACUGCCAGUGACAUUGCCUUGUACUCUGGCCUGGGAGCAGCAGUCAUUGCUGUAGCUGUGCUGGUGGUUGGCGUUACCCUUUACAGACGGAGUCAGAGUGAGUACGGCGUGGAUGUGAUUGAUUCAUCUGCGCUGACAGGAGGCUUCCAGACAUUUAAUUUUAAAACAGUCAGACAAGGUAACUCCCUGCUGUUGAACUCCUCCAUGCAGCCUGACUUGACAGUGAGCAGAACGUACAGUGGGCCAAUCUGCCUGCAGGAUCCCCUGGACAAGGAGCUAAUGACAGAGUCUUCACUGUUCAACCCACUGUCGGACAUCAAAGUCAAAGUUCAGAGUUCAUUCAUGGUGUCCCUAGGGGUGACAGAGAGGGCCGAGUAUCACGGAAAGGCACAUUCUGGAACUUUUCCUCAUGGGAAUAAUAGAGCUUUCGGUACAAUACAGGCUAGAAACAAGGCUACGUAUAUUCAGAACCUGUCUUCAAUUUCAACACGAAGUGAGCUGAAGACAACUGCUGUUUUUGGACACCUGGGUGGCCGUUUAGUGGUUCCAAACACAGGAGUCUGUCUGUUGAUACCACAUGGAGCUAUUCCUGAAGAGAGUUCGUGGGAAAUCUAUCUUGCAAUCACUCAACAGGAGUCCAG
Phaethon lepturus (White-tailed tropicbird) is the source of this 1241-nucleotide messenger RNA. Its product is annotated as netrin receptor UNC5D-like. The record is from RefSeq and is a predicted model, not a curated record. The transcript has 8 exons. Gene Ontology annotation, cellular component: membrane. Gene Ontology annotation, molecular function: netrin receptor activity. Lineage: Eukaryota; Metazoa; Chordata; Aves; Phaethontiformes; Phaethontidae. The annotation marks the transcript as partial. Gene Ontology annotation, biological process: netrin-activated signaling pathway.